AUGCUGGCCAUUCGAGCUCUCCGAACUCCCGCCUCCAGGCAAGCCCUGCGCGCUGCUACCCCCCGCGCCGCCAUCUUCUACAACCGAUGCUACUCGACCUCUGGCGAACGAGUUGCUAAAUAUAACGGUACCAAGGAUGCCAAUGGCAACUUCCUGGUUAGCUUGAUCGAGGGUGACGGUAUCGGCCCCGAGAUCUCUCAGUCCGUCAAGGACAUCUUCGCCGCCGCCAAGACCCCCAUUGCUUGGGAGCCUGUCGACGUCACCCCCAUUAUCAAGGACGGCAAGACUGCCAUCCCCGAUGCUGCCAUUGAGAACAUUCAGAAGAACAAGAUCGCCCUCAAGGGUCCCCUCGCUACCCCCGUUGGCAAGGGACAUGUCUCCCUGAACCUUACUCUCCGACGAACAUUCAACCUCUUCGCUAACUUGCGACCCUGCCGAUCCGUCGCUGGCUACGAGACCCCCUAUGACAACGUCGAUACCGUCCUGAUCCGAGAGAACACCGAGGGUGAAUACUCUGGCAUUGAGCAUGUUGUCGUCGAUGGUGUUGUUCAGAGCAUUAAGCUUAUCACCCGUGAGGCUUCCGAGCGUGUCCUGCGAUUCGCCUUCCAGCACGCCGAGUCCAUUGGCCGUAAGAAGGUCCGCGUCGUACACAAGGCUACCAUCAUGAAGCUCUCAGACGGUCUCUUCCUCAAGGUCGCCCAGGAGGUUGCCAAGGACUUCCCCGGUAUUGAGUUCGACGCUGAGCUCCUCGACAACAGCUGCCUCAAGAUGGUCACUGACCCCACUCCUUACAACGACAAGGUCCUUGUCAUGCCCAACCUCUACGGUGACAUUCUGUCCGAUAUGUGCGCCGGUCUCAUCGGUGGCCUUGGUCUUACCCCCUCCGGAAAUAUUGGUGAUGAGUGCUCCAUCUUCGAGGCUGUCCACGGCUCCGCUCCCGACAUUGCUGGCAAGAACCUUGCCAACCCUACUGCCCUCCUCCUCAGUUCCAUCAUGAUGCUGCGACACAUGGGUCUCACCGAGCACGCAUCCCGCAUUGAGACCGCUAUCUUCGAUACUCUUGCCGAAGGCAAGGCCCUCACUGGUGAUCUUGGCGGCAAGGCUAAGACCAACGAGUACGCCGCUGCCAUCAUCUCCAGGCUGUAA
This is a messenger RNA of Fusarium mangiferae, 1146 nucleotides long. RefSeq names its product putative isocitrate dehydrogenase (NAD). Bases 1 to 1146 code for a protein of 381 amino acids. Gene Ontology annotation, biological process: tricarboxylic acid cycle; isocitrate metabolic process. Gene Ontology annotation, molecular function: isocitrate dehydrogenase (NAD+) activity; magnesium ion binding; NAD binding. The record is from RefSeq and is a predicted model, not a curated record. The transcript is spliced from 5 exons. Gene Ontology annotation, cellular component: mitochondrion. NCBI's taxonomy places the organism in Eukaryota, Fungi, Ascomycota, Sordariomycetes, Hypocreales, Nectriaceae.